Cavia porcellus (domestic guinea pig) is the source of this 4647-nucleotide messenger RNA. It is a transcript of the gene Scube2, whose product is annotated as signal peptide, CUB domain and EGF like domain containing 2. NCBI's taxonomy places the organism in Eukaryota, Metazoa, Chordata, Mammalia, Rodentia, Caviidae. Gene Ontology annotation, cellular component: cell surface. The record is from RefSeq and is a predicted model, not a curated record. Gene Ontology annotation, biological process: signal transduction. The transcript is spliced from 23 exons. Gene Ontology annotation, molecular function: calcium ion binding. Bases 40 to 3111 code for a protein of 1023 amino acids.
ACCGCCACCUCCGCCGCCAGCGCCACCGCCGCGCCUGCCAUGGGGGUCGCGGGCCGCGGACGUCCCGGGGCGGCCCGGGCGCUGCUGCUCUCUCUGCCGCUUCUGCUGGCGGCCGCCGGCCCCCCGGGCCCGGGCCGCGCCGCCGGGCCGCCUGAGGACAUAGAUGAGUGUGCCCAAGGGCUAGAUGACUGCCACGCUGAUGCCCUAUGCCAGAACACACCUACCUCCUACAAAUGCUCCUGCAAGCCUGGCUAUCAAGGGGAGGGCAGACAGUGCCAGGACAUUGAUGAAUGCGAAAAUGAACUCAAUGGAGGCUGUGUCCAUGAUUGUUUGAAUAUUCCAGGCAAUUAUCGCUGCACUUGUUUUGAUGGCUUCAUGUUGGCUCACGAUGGUCAUAAUUGUCUUGAUGUGGACGAGUGCCUGGAGAACAAUGGCGGCUGCCAGCACACCUGUGUCAAUGCCAUGGGGAGCUACGAGUGCCGCUGCAAGGAGGGCUUUUUCCUGAGCGACAACCAGCACACAUGCAUUCACCGCUCGGAAGAGGGCCUGAGUUGCAUGAAUAAGGAUCACGGCUGUAGUCACAUCUGCAAGGAAGCCCCAAGGGGCAGUGUCGCCUGCGAGUGUAGACCUGGUUUUGAGCUGGCCAAGAACCAGAGAGACUGCAUCUUGACCUGUAACCAUGGAAACGGUGGGUGUCAGCACUCCUGUGAAGACACAGCUGAGGGCCCUGAGUGUAGCUGCCACCCCCAGUACAAGUUGCACACGGAUGGGAGGAGCUGCUUUGAGCGAGAGGACACUGGCCUGGAGGUGACAGAGAGCAAUGCCACAUCAGUGGCAGAUGGGGAUAAGCGGGUGAAACGGAGACUGCUCAUGGAAACGUGUGCUGUCAACAAUGGAGGCUGUGACCGCACCUGUAAGGACACCUCCACAGGUGUUCACUGCAGUUGUCCGGUUGGAUUCACUCUCCAGUUGGAUGGGAAGACCUGUAAAGAUAUCGAUGAGUGCCAGACCCGAAAUGGAGGCUGUGAUCAUUUCUGCAAAAAUACCGUGGGCAGUUUUGACUGCAGCUGCAAAAAAGGAUUCAAGUUAUUAACUGAUGAGAAAUCUUGCCAAGAUGUGGACGAGUGCUCUUUGGAUAGGACCUGUGACCACAGCUGCCUCAACUACCCUGGUACAUUUGCUUGCGCUUGUGACCCAGGGUUCACCCUCUACGGCUUCACCCACUGUGGAGACACCAAUGAGUGCAGUGACAACAAUGGCGGCUGUCAGCAGGUCUGUGUGAACACAGUGGGUGACUACGAGUGCCAGUGCCAUCCGGGGUACAAACUCCACUGGAACAAGAAGGACUGUGUGGAAGUAAAGGGGUUCCUGCCCACUAGCGUGUUGCCCCACGUGUCCCUGCUUUGCAGUAAGAGUGGUGGAGGAGACAGGUGCUUCCUAAGAUGUCACUCUGGCAUUCGUAUCUCUUCAGGACCACAAGAGGCCUACUCUGUCACCUGCGGCUCUUCUUCUUCUCUCAGGAACAAACAGCAAAACUCAAAUGACUCUGCUUUUGGGGAUGUCGCCACCAUCAGGACAAGUGUAACCUUUAAGCUAAAUGAAGGCAAGUGUAGUUUGAAAAAGGCCGAGCUGUUUCCCGAGGGCCUGCGACCAGCACUACCAGAAAAGCACAGCUCAGUAAAAGAGAGCUUCCGCUACGUAAACCUUACAUGCAGCUCCGGCAAGCAAGUCCUGGGAGCCCCUGGCCGACCAAGCACCCCCAAGGAAAUGUUUCUCACUGUUGAGUUUGAGCGUGAAACUUACCAAAAGGAGGUGACAGCUUCUUGUGAUCUGAGCUGCAUCGCAAAGCGCACUGAGAAGCGGCUGCGGAAGGCGCUGCGCACGCUCAGGAAGGCAGUGCACAGGGAGCAGUUUCACCUCCAGCUCUCAGGCAUGGACCUCGAUGUGGCUAAAAAGUCUCCCAGAGCAUCUGAGUGGCGGGCCGAGUCUUGUGGAGUGGGCCAGGGCCAUGUAGGAAACCAGUGUGUCAGUUGCAGGGCUGGAACAUAUUAUGAUGGAGCACAAGAACGCUGCAUUUUAUGUCCAAAUGGAACCUUCCAAAAUGAGGAAGGACAAGUCACUUGUGAACCAUGCCCAAGACCAGAAAAUAUUGGGGCCCUGAAGACUUCAGAAGCCUGGAAUGUGUCUGAAUGUGGAGGUCUGUGCCAACCUGGUGAAUAUUCUGUGGAUGGCUUUGCACCUUGCCAGCUCUGUGCCCUGGGCACAUUCCAGCCAGAAGCGGGCCGUACUUCCUGCUUCUCCUGUGGAGGAGGCCUCCCCACCAAACAUCUGGGAGCUACUUCCUUCCAGGACUGUGAAACCAGAGUUCAGUGCUCACCCGGGCAUUUCUACAACACCACCACUCACCGGUGUAUCCGAUGCUCAUCGGGGACAUACCAGCCUGAAUUUGGAAAAAAUAGCUGUGUUUCCUGCCCAGGAAAUACUACAACUGACUUUGAUGGCUCCACAAACAUAACCCAGUGUAAAAACAGAAGAUGUGGAGGGGAGCUUGGUGAUUUCACAGGAUACAUCGAAUCCCCAAACUACCCAGGCAACUACCCAGCUAACACCGAGUGCACUUGGACCAUCAACCCACCCCCUAAGCGCCGCAUUUUGAUUGUGGUCCCUGAGAUCUUCCUGCCCAUAGAGGACGACUGUGGAGACUACCUGGUGAUGCGGAAAACUUCUUCAUCCAAUUCUGUGACCACGUAUGAAACCUGCCAGACCUACGAACGCCCCAUCGCCUUCACCUCCAGGUCAAAGAAGCUGUGGAUUCAGUUUAAGUCCAAUGAAGGGAACAGCGCCAGAGGGUUCCAGGUCCCGUAUGUGACAUACGAUGAGGACUACCAGGAGCUCAUUGAAGACAUAGUUCGAGAUGGCAGGCUCUAUGCAUCCGAGAACCACCAGGAAAUACUGAAGGAUAAGAAACUGAUCAAGGCUCUGUUCGAUGUCCUGGCCCACCCUCAGAACUAUUUCAAGUACACAGCCCAGGAGUCCCGAGAGAUGUUUCCAAGAUCCUUCAUCCGGUUGCUACGUUCCAAAGUGUCCAGGUUCCUGAGGCCUUACAAAUGACUCUGCUGUGCCGCUCAGCACAGCGCUCUGCUGGGGGCUGGGUGGGUCAGAGCCGUCCGCCUUCUGCAUGCCACUGCGGGGCAUUCGCUGCUGCAGUAUCAGUGACUCGUUAGAGUUCAAUUUUUAUAGAUAAUACAGAUAUUUUGGUAAACUGAACUUGUUUUUUCUUUGCCACCAUUGUGGAGUGGACUGAGCCUGGCUUUGAGUGGCCCCAGCUUCUCACUGCUGAGGGCAGAUGUCUUAGAGGCAGGAAGGGCAGCUGAGCUGGACUUCAGACAGUGCAGGUGAGACUCACCGUCCACCUGGUCCUCCCACUCCUCCUCCCGGACCCUGUGGUGAAGAAGAGGCAUGGAAGGGGCUGCUCUGUCUGAAGCUUCGGCUUCAUCCAGCCCACAUACAGGCUCCAAGGGAGCAGAACAGGCCUGAAGGGAGGUGGGGAGCCCUCCGGGGCGCCCGUCCACACUGAGACCCAGUAGGACUCAUUCCCCACAGCCUUCACCCCACAUGGUGUGUGUGAUCUCAGGAGCUUGAGUUCUAAAUGACAGACUUUAAAAAAAUACUGAAAACAGAAGGAAUAAGAUAAAAACCUAGGCCCUUCUGCUGACAUGAGUGUGUACCUAUGCCUGCCUUCCUAGCUGCCUGCGGUACCCCGCAGCCAAUGCACAGAGCAGGUGUUUAGACAGAGCUGAGUGCUGCACUUGGGCUGGACAUGAUCUCAAGGAGGCUGAGAAUCACCCACGUCACAAGGAGAUCUCACCAACCCCAAGUCAGUACUGCCAAAGGUCUUCCUUCUGCCAGGUGCUUCCUACCACUGGGGCCGCGGUCCAAGGAUGCCCAGCUGGUCUCUGAUGCUUUCCUUCCCCACCGUCCAGGGGCAGAGCGGGCUCUGCUCCCAGGACCUGAGCAGCACUGCUAGGGAAGCGCUCGCUGUCUAGUGUCCUAACAGGCACAGUUGUGACUGGCCUCCCUAUGCCAUCUCACUUUGACUAGCACAAGGGCACCUCAUAUCAGUCUCUCCCAUAUGAGCUUACAUUUCCAAUAGUAUUGAGUUUUCCAACAUUUAAACCCCUAGGGGAAAUCUCAUUACAAUGGAUUGAAAAACACCCUCUCAACAAGCUGCCACUUCCCUGAGGGAAGGACUGACCGAGGGGCCAUAGUGUUUUGUGAUUUCAAUGUCUUCAUGCAAUUGAUUCUCUACACCAAAGUACUAAAAAAUGAGUGUAACAAGUAUUUUUUUAAGAAUACAAAGCCUAUCUCAUUAUUGAACUUUCCACCUCAGUGAGAUUUUUUUAAAAUUCAUUUAGUAACAUCAAUUUUUUUGUAAGUCCUGAGACUUCCUCUUUAUUUGGAAUGUUCCUAAAUGUCCAUUUUCAGAUCUUUCAUCAAAAGUUUAAGUGUCUUCAUUAAAAAAACAUAUCCGGACUGGGGAUAUAGCUCAGUGGCACAGUGUCUGCCUGGCAAAUGUGAAGUCCUGAGUUCAAUUCCCGGUACCAAGAAUAAUAAAAAUAAUAAAAAUAAAAUCACUGAAACAAAGCA